CCCUCCGACCCAACAGGCUCAACAUACCACGACCCGACCUCCACCCUCGUCAACGCCUCGACCCUCGACUUCCUCCUUAUCGAGCUCGUCCCGCUCGCCUACCGCAUAACCGAAGACCUCGCCCGGCGAGAGGAGCACUGGCUCCUAGACUCAGGCGACUCUGCAAGCAGCGCGGUGGGUACGACAGGCGCAGGAGCGAAGGACACGGCGACUGCGACGGUGGUGGUGGACGAGGAGGAGGCGCGGGAGGCGGUGUUUCACCGGCUCGAGACGCUGGGGUAUCGUGUGGGAUUGGGCGUUGUUGAGCGGUUCUCCCGAUCAACACCUCGCCCCACAACCCCUCUCGACGUGAUAAAGUUCCUCUGCAAAGACCUCUGGCAACUCCUCUUCCGCAAGCAGAUCGACAACCUGAAAACCAACCACAGGGGCAUCUACGUGCUCACAGACAACACGUUUAAACCCCUCUCCCGCGUCUCGUUUGAUACGAAGAAAUACCCUCCCGGCACCGUUACCUCGCCCACACCCCCCACAAGCUCAUCCACAGGGGGAGCGGCGGGGGGAGGGGCAGUGCAAGGGGAUGUAGUACUCAAUGAUGCGAACGGUCUCGCGAGAGCGCAGCCGUUUUUGUAUUUCCCCGCGGGCGUGAUAAGGGGGUGUCUUGCGGGGCUGGGGAUACAGGCGACGGUUACGGCGGAGGCGACGACGUUGCCGAUGGCGACGUUUCAGAUUAGGACUGUUGGUGCGAAG
Messenger RNA from Aaosphaeria arxii CBS 175.79, 747 nucleotides. RefSeq names its product transport protein particle component. Lineage: Eukaryota; Fungi; Ascomycota; Dothideomycetes; Pleosporales. The transcript has 3 exons. The record is from RefSeq and is a predicted model, not a curated record. Gene Ontology annotation, biological process: regulation of GTPase activity; endoplasmic reticulum to Golgi vesicle-mediated transport. The annotation marks the transcript as partial. Gene Ontology annotation, cellular component: cis-Golgi network; trans-Golgi network; TRAPP complex.